AUGUUUAAACUGGGAUGCGGUGGAUUUGUAAAAAGUCAUGCCAGCAUAGACUUUUCUAAAAUUGAAAUCGGCUUAUAUACUAGAGAUGGUAGCCUCAAAGAGAAGACUGAGUGCGCGCCCACAAAUGGUUACUAUUUCUUACCGCUAUACGAAAAGGGUGAAUAUGUUUUAAAAGUUCAUCCGCCCGCUGGCUGGAGUUUUGAGCCAUCGCAGGUAGAAUUAGACAUAGACGGUGAGACCGAUCAGUGUUCGAUCGGCCAAGACAUCAACUUCGCAUUCAAUGGAUUCGGUAUAACCGGAAAGGUGAUCACCGCCGGUCAGGUCAGCGGCCCGAGCGGUAUCAGUAUACAGCUUGUGAAUGAGAAAGGAGAGACUAGAAACACAGUUACAACUUCUGGUGGAGAUUUCCAUUUCACUCCAGUAAUACCUGGAAAGUAUGUUGUUAAAGCAUCUCACCCUCGAUGGAAGUUGGAGCCCGCACAGACAGUUGUGCAAGUGAAGGAAGGUAACACCGCUUUGCCUGUGGGUGUGUUAGCUGUUAAAGGCUAUGAUGUUUCGGGUUCCGUGUUGUCAUUUGGCAGCCCCCUGGGUGGAGUUCAUGUACUACUUUACUCUAAAGAGGAGAGGCCUAAGUUCCGAGUGGAGGGUUGUAAGACUGCACUUCUUCAAGGUGUUCCGGACGCUCCUAUUUGUUAUUCAGUGACUGAUGCUAACGGGGAGUUUAAGUUUGGUCUGGUGCCCGCCGGAGAGUAUAAACUACUGGCCUUGGCCAAGACACCGGGACAGACCUUCCUCACAUACAACAUCAAGCCUGAUUCAGUGCCUUUCAGUGUUCUUCAUGAUAGCUUGUAUAUUAAAAAUGCUUUUGAGAUUAUGGGAUUCUCAAUCGUGGGAUCGGCUCUCUCAGCUCCGAGUGGGAAUGGUGUUGCAGGAGCUCAGGUGUUGUUGUCGGGACAAGCGGUCACCACCACCGACAAGAAGGGACACUUCACACUCAGUGGACUGAAGCCAGGGGAAUACUCACUGAACUUACAACAUGAGCAUUGCAGUUGGGAUGAGAAGCAGCUAUCAGUGAGUGCGGGCGGUGUGGGGACUCCGCUGACGGUGGUGGCGGCGAGAUGGAAGGUGUGCGGGUCAUUGACCCCGCCCGAAUCACGAGUCGUACAGCUGAGGGGACCAAAGGACGAGGACAUCGCUACUAAAGAUGAUGGUACUUGGUGCACCCUGCUGCCCCCAGGUUCAUACUCAGCCCGUGUGUCAGUCACCGAGCAGGAGCAGAGGGACGGCCUUCAGUUCUAUCCGGAAGUGCAGCAGGUGUCGGUGGGUGGCGCGCCCGUCAGCGGAGUCUCCUUCAGCCAGGUCCGAGCGCGGGUGAGAGGCUCCGUGGACUGCGCCCCGUACUGCCGCGGUCUGAAGGUGGCGCUCCGCCCCCUCACCGCCGACGGGACCUACGCUGGUCCGCCACGAUAUGCGAACAUCGUCGACGGAGCGUACACGUUCGAGGAGGUGGUCCCCGGCAGCGUGGAGGUGUCUGUGGUGGAGGAGGGGGAGGGCGGGGGUCGUCUGUGUUGGAGGCAGGCGGCGCACAACGUGGUGGUGGCGCAGGACCUGCCGCCCGUCACUGAGUUCACACUCACCGGCCUGAGACUAGCCAUCACCGCCUCGCACGACAUGGAGAUAGAGUACUCGUCGGUCCACUCGUCGGGCGUGGUGCGUGUGUCAGCGGGUGUGAGCCAGGUGUGUGUGCCGCCCGCUCCCCGCUACACGCUCACCGCCCGCGGCUGUCACCGUGUGUCGCCCCCUACCGUCGACGUGGACAUGCAGGGAACUGACAUGCCGAGCGCAUCAUUCAAGGCGACAGCGCACGCGUCUACCAUCACGAUUUCAUCUCCUGAGCGCGCUACAGACGUGAGGCUGCACGUGACCACGGACGGCGGGCCGGCCACCGUGGAGCUGAGGCCCGAGGCCAGCGGCGACGGGUUUAUAUACACACACACCAUGUACCUGGCUGAGGGCGAGGUAGCGUCCGUGCUGAUGGAGUCGUCGUCGCUGCUGUCGGUGCCGGGUGGGCGGCAGCAGGUGGUGGGCGCGGCGGGCUGCUCCAAGGCGCUCGCUCUCAGGGCGGUCCGCGCGAGGAAAGUCAUGGGACGAGUCGUACCUCCCGUGGAAGGAGUCACCAUCACGCUGCAGGGAGGUGACGUAAAGCUAUCCCAAGUGACCAAGGCCGAUGGUCUAUACAGCUUCGGUCCGCUGGACGCGUCCGUGUCGUACAGCGUGACGGCCGAGAAGGAGUCGUACGUGUUCAGUGAGGUGGAGCCCUCAGGAGACGUGCGCGCGCACCGCCUGGCGGAGAUACAAGUACAGCUGGUCGACGACAACGACAACCAGCCGCUAGAGGGGGCGCUGGUGUCCAUCUCGGGCGGCUCGUUCCGUCUGAACGCCCUGUCAGUAGAGGGCCGGGUGGCGGCUCGCUCGCUGGCCCCCUCCUCCUACUACGUGAAGCCUCACAUGAAGGAGUACCGCUUCCAGCCGCCCCACACGCUGCUGGACGUGGCCGACGGACACACGCACACGCUCACCUUCAGAGGUGUCCGCGUGGCGUGGUCGGCGGUGGGUCGCGCCGUGUGUGUGGGCGGCGCCGGCGUCCCGGGGCUGGCCCUCCGCGCCGUGGGGGAGGGCGCCUGUCACACGCAGGAUGCUGUGUGUGACCAGGAGGGGUACUUCCGUAUCCGCGGCCUGGUUCCCGGGUGUACGUACUCCAUCCAAUUAAAAGAAUCUUCGGAGCCGGCGCGGUUAGCGGACACUCCGCUCGUCAUUAAGAUGUCAGAGCGUGACGUGGUGGGUCUGCGCGUGAUAGUGACCCAUCCACCGCAGGUGUCCGAUACACUGGUACUCACUCGCUGUUCCAACCCCGACCACUACAAGACACUCCGCCUCACCCUGAGCCGCGAGUCCUCAUCUCCUGUAUUCUCCACCAAGCUGGACGCUGCGGGCUACUCGCAGGUCAAUAACCCCGGCCUGCUGUACCCGCUGCCCCGCCUGCCGGCCGAUAAUAACUCUUAUGUGAUCACCUUAGAGUCCACUCUGUCCAAGGUCACUCACUCGUAUGACGAGCCCGUCUACUACUUCGUGUCGGACGGCAGCUUCCGGUAUUUCGAGAUCAAUUUUGAUCCCAAGGUGAAGUCUUCAGAGCAAGAGCUCCGUCAGUCGUCGCUGCUGCUGUUGCCGCUGCUGGGCGCGUUAGUGAUGCUGUACAUACAGAGACACCGACUGCUGGCCCUCAUACCUGAACCCAUUAAAAAAGUACCGCGGAAGAAGACGCAGUAG
This is a messenger RNA of Danaus chrysippus (African queen), 3327 nucleotides long. NCBI's taxonomy places the organism in Eukaryota, Metazoa, Arthropoda, Insecta, Lepidoptera, Nymphalidae. The record is from the annotation of a GenBank genome assembly.